AUGGAUGGAAAAGCUCAUGAGGAUGGGGCUCCUGUGGUCUACUGGGUCCCUGAAGAGGGAGAGAAGUCGGACCAGGAAAGGGAGGACCAGGUGAAGGAUCGGGGCCAAUGGACCAACAAGAUGGAGUUUGUGCUCUCGGUGGCCGGGGAGAUCAUUGGGCUGGGCAAUGUCUGGAGGUUUCCCUAUCUCUGCUACAAAAAUGGAGGUGGAGCCUUCUUCAUCCCCUACUUCAUCUUUUUAUUCUCCUGUGGCAUCCCUUUGUUCUUCCUGGAGGUGGCUUUGGGUCAAUACACCAGUCAAGGAAGUGUCACAGCCUGGAAGAAGAUCUGCCCCCUCUUUCAAGGCAUCGGUCUGGCGACUGUGGUCAUUGAGUCCUAUUUGAAUAUUUACUACAUCAUUAUCCUUGCCUGGGCCCUUUUCUACCUGUUCAGCUCCUUCAGCUCUGAGCUGCCCUGGACGACCUGCACCAAUUCCUGGAACACAGAGCACUGCAUGGACUUUCUGAACUGCUCGGGAGCCAGCACGACACAGUCUGAGAACGGCACCUCACCUGUCAUGGAAUUCUGGGAGAGACGGGUCCUGGGCCUUACCUCCGGCCUCCAGGACCUAGGAACCGUGCGCUGGGAGCUGGCCUUGUGUCUCCUCCUUGCCUGGAUCAUCUGUUACUUCUGUAUCUGGAAAGGAAUCAAGACCACGGGCAAGAUUGUUUAUUUCACAGCUACGUUUCCCUACCUGAUGCUGAUUAUCCUGCUGAUCCGAGGCAUUACCCUGCCUGGAGCCUAUGAGGGCAUCAUCUACUAUCUGAAACCAGAUUUGCUUCGCCUCAAGGACCCUCAGGUGUGGUUGGAUGCAGGCACUCAAAUCCUAUUCUCCUUCGCCAUCGGCCAGGGGUGCCUGACGGCCCUGGGCAGCUACAACAAGUACAACAACAACUGCUACAGGGACAGCAUCGCCCUUUGCUUCCUCAACAGCAGCACCAGCUUUGUGGCAGGAUUUGUUGUCUUCUCCAUCCUGGGCUUCAUGUCUCGGGAACAGGGCGUGCCCAUUUCUGAAGUGGCUGAAUCAGGUCCUGGGCUGGCCUUCAUCGCGUUCCCCAAGGCCGUGACGAUGAUGCCCCUGUCCCAGCUCUGGUCCUGCCUUUUCUUCAUUAUGCUUAUCUUCCUAGGGCUGGACAGCCAGUUUGUCUGUGUGGAGUGCCUGGUGACAGCCUCCAUGGACAUGUUCCCCAGGCAGCUCCGGAAGAGCGGGCGGCGCGAGCUCCUCAUCCUCAGCAUCGCCCUGGUGUGCUAUCUGCUGGGGCUCUUCCUCGUCACUGAGGGCGGGAUGUACAUCUUCCAGCUGUUUGACUAUUACGCAUGCAGCGGCAUCUGCCUGCUCUUCCUGGCCAUGUUUGAAGUCAUCUGCAUCAGCUGGGUGUAUGGGGCAGACCGUUUCUAUGACAACGUUGAGGACAUGAUUGGCUACCGGCCAUGGCCCCUGGUGAAGAUCGGCUGGCUAUUUCUGACCCCUGGCCUUUGCCUGGCCACUUUCCUCUUCUCCUUGACCAAGUACACACCUCUCAAAUACAACAACAUCUACGUGUACCCUCUUUGGGGAGACUCCAUUGGCUGGUUCUUGGCUCUCUCUUCCAUGAUCUGUAUCCCGCUCUUCGUCAUCCUCACCCUCAUGAAGACCCAGGGUUCCUUCAAGAAGCGCUGGCAGCAGCUCAUUGCCCCUGACCCUAGUCUACCGCAGCCCAAGAAGCAUAUAUACCUGGAUGGGGGUGCCAACCAGGACUGCAGGCCCUCUUCAACCAAGGAAGGUCUUAUAGCUGGGGAGAAGGAGACCCAUUUGUAG
This is a messenger RNA of Elephantulus edwardii (Cape elephant shrew), 1836 nucleotides long. RefSeq names its product solute carrier family 6 (neurotransmitter transporter), member 12 (gene SLC6A12). Bases 1 to 1836 code for a protein of 611 amino acids. Lineage: Eukaryota; Metazoa; Chordata; Mammalia; Macroscelidea; Macroscelididae. Gene Ontology annotation, biological process: sodium ion transmembrane transport; neurotransmitter transport. Gene Ontology annotation, molecular function: gamma-aminobutyric acid:sodium:chloride symporter activity. The record is from RefSeq and is a predicted model, not a curated record. Gene Ontology annotation, cellular component: plasma membrane. The transcript is spliced from 14 exons.